CUGCCUCUGAUUGGCCUGCGCUGACCAAGCCCACUCCGCCCAGCGCCGUUGAGAGAGAGACUUGCGUCAACUGGGUCAACGGGCAUGAGAGUAGGAGGCUGUCCUCUUAAUACAUCCAUGGGCUGUUCUUGCCUGAUGUCAACCAACGCAGGCAACGAAUACUAGCCAAUCAGAGGGAGGUUCCUUUGUCGUCCUAGAAAAAAAAUUGGCAACCAGGAAGUUGCACGAAAGCAGCCGUUGAAAAUGUUUACAUUUAGUUUGACGUUAAUACGACAUGGGGAAACACAGUACAACAGAGACAAGCUGCUGCAAGGUCAAGGUGUUGACACGCCCUUGUCAGAAACAGGUGUUCAGCAGGCUGAGGCCGUAGGAAAAUACCUCAGAGACAUCACAUUCAACAAUGUGUUUGCCAGUAACCUACAACGAGCCAUACAGACAGCUGAAAUAAUUCUGAAGAACAACACUCACUGCUCUGGCACAGAGAUGGUUUUGGAGCCUUUACUCAGAGAGAGGGGUUUCGGUGUUGCUGAAGGACGUCCCAAAGAGGAUCUGAAGAACAUGGCCAACGCUGCUGGCCAGUCAUGUGGUGACUACACCCCUCCUGGAGGAGAGACUUUAGACCAGGUGAAGCUGCGAUUCCAAAAAUUCCUCAAAGUCCUCUUCAAGCAAAUGUUGGAUGAACACUGCCUGUCAGGACCAGAUGCCUCGGCAGCCAGCGCCUCACAUGUUGCUCCUGUGGGCUCGGCUGAUGAUGGUCUCCAGGGGGUGCCGGUCCACGCUCUGGUCGUGAGCCACGGCGCUUACAUCCGUGUAGGCGUCAAGCAUCUUGUAGAGGACUUACAGAGUUCUCUGCCUGCAGGGGUGAAGAUGUCCCAGCUGUUUUCACCCUGUCCGAACACAGGCAUCAGUCGCUUUAUUUUCACCCUGAGCCAGUCUGAGUCCGGCCCGGUCCUCUCUGCUUCCCGCUGCCUCUUUACCAACAGAAAGUCUCACCUAGAAAAUCUUACAGCUGCUAAAUAGCGUGGAGAGAAAGGAAAUGGGAUAAAUGUUUUAUAUAUGGCGUAUGUGUUCUGUUUCUGUGCACUAUCAGGAACAUUCAUGAGCACUUAAGGGAAAAUAAAGGCAAAGACCUCAAAGUUACCACAGGUAACUGAAUACAGAAAGGGCCAUGCUAAAUUAUGUUUUCUCAAUAAACAUAGCGUUUUACUGUGGAUCGUUAGUCAAAAUAAGGGUGCAGUACUGUAUUAUCAAACCGUUUCAUCAUCUUCCCGACCUAGGCCAGUGAGGACUUGUCAUUCUAUCUAAUAUUGUUAACUGUAUUAUCAUGUUAUACCAAAGUCAGAACUAUUUAAUGUAUUAUUGAACACUGUUCAGCAUUUUCAAGUUGAUGUCUUCUGUGAUGCUGCUCAUUUUACUUGUGCAAUACAACAUAACACUGAA
Messenger RNA from Perca flavescens (yellow perch), 1440 nucleotides. It is a transcript of the gene tigarb, whose product is annotated as TP53 induced glycolysis regulatory phosphatase b. NCBI's taxonomy places the organism in Eukaryota, Metazoa, Chordata, Actinopteri, Perciformes, Percidae. The coding region runs from base 244 to 1020 and encodes 258 amino acids. The record is from RefSeq and is a predicted model, not a curated record. Gene Ontology annotation, cellular component: cytosol. Gene Ontology annotation, molecular function: fructose-2,6-bisphosphate 2-phosphatase activity. Gene Ontology annotation, biological process: regulation of pentose-phosphate shunt; negative regulation of glycolytic process. The transcript has 6 exons.